Aedes albopictus (Asian tiger mosquito) is the source of this 1909-nucleotide messenger RNA. It is a transcript of the gene Alg9, whose product is annotated as alpha-1,2-mannosyltransferase ALG9. Gene Ontology annotation, biological process: protein N-linked glycosylation. Bases 268 to 1884 code for a protein of 538 amino acids. Lineage: Eukaryota; Metazoa; Arthropoda; Insecta; Diptera; Culicidae. The transcript has 7 exons. The record is from RefSeq and is a predicted model, not a curated record. Gene Ontology annotation, molecular function: alpha-1,2-mannosyltransferase activity. Gene Ontology annotation, cellular component: endoplasmic reticulum membrane.
GCGAAAGUAAAGAGAAUGAGAGAAUAUCAUUAUGAAUAGAAAACAAUCCAUAAUAGGCCUAAUCAAAAGACGUUUAAAAUCAGCUGGUUUUGGGGGCAUUUGACAGUUCCCCUAUGAAAUGACAGUUCUGCGUUUGCACCUUUGUUCGGCAGUUGUAAGCAGUGGUAUAAAUAAAAAGGCCUAUGAUAUCUCGAAGAUACUCUGAUGUGGAACUGGUAGUGCUGGCAUUUUUUGAAUCCUUCGUUGUUCAGAUGACUAAAUGAAACAAUGAAAUCGAUCCCGGUUUUCAGUGUUAUCCUGGUUGCACGACUUCUGUCGGCUAAAUUUUUACACAUCACCGAUUGCGAUGAAACGUACAACUAUUGGGAACCGUUGCACUAUUUGCUAUUUGGGAAAGGAAUGCAAACCUGGGAGUAUAGUCCUGAAUAUGGCCUUAGGUCGUACCUGUAUUUGAUACUUCAUGCUGUUCCGGCAUGGAUAAUGCAGAAGGUGGCAAACUGGGAUGCAGUUACCCUGUUUUACUGCAUUCGUUGUGUUCUGGCGGUUGUCUGUGCCAUGUUGGAGACGAUAAUGUACAGAUCCAUACAUCAACAGUUCGGUUCUCUGAUAUCAAAGCUUUGGCUCAUUUUCCAAGUAUUUAGUCCAGGAAUGUACAUAUCGAGCACUGCAUUUUUACCAAGCUCCUUUUCAAUGCUUUUAACAAUAGCAUUCAUUUCAACCUGGUGGCAAAAACAGUACAAGCUAGCAAUUUUAAGCAUUGUUGUUUCAACGUUCAUUGGUUGGCCAUUUGCAGCGCUGGUCAGUUUGCCUUUUGUCUAUACAGUGUUAGUUCAGAAACGACUGUUCAAAAUGUUUUUCUGUUGGAGCUUUCUGUUCGCAGCUUCCGUAGCAGUUCCUCUAGCGCUGGUCGAUUCGUAUAUCUACGGAAAGCUAACAUUCGCUCCUCUGAACAUUGUCUUGUACAACAUUUUCUCGAAGCAUGGACCAAACUUGUUCGGAGUGGAAUCCAAGUAUUUCUACUUUAUCAACCUGUUCCUGAAUUUCAACGUCGUUUGGUGCCUGGCACUUAUUUGUCCGGUCUUCAUAUUUAUGAAGUACGUGCUACAAAAGUUGAACAAGUCGAAAGUGUCUUCAACUGAUGCCUUGCGGAAACUGUUGCCUCUGUAUAUUUGGUUGCUGGUGUUCUUCAUGCAGCCACAUAAAGAAGAAAGAUUCAUUUUUCCCGUUUACCCAUUGGUUUCCCUGUGCGGUGCGGUAGCGUUGUCAACUUUCCUGCAAAUCAAUGAUCUCGUACUGCAACGAUGCGGCAAACCAGCCUUACGAAUUGCUCGUCGCCUGAUUAUGUACGGAGUAACGACCGGUUUUAUCCUACUCAGUUUGUCCAGAUUGUACGCAUUGUACGCCAACUACCAUGCUCCCAUGGAAAUCAGCUCGAGUUUGGACGUAGCACCUGUGGCGAGAAACGUAUGUCUAGGCAAAGAGUGGCAUCGAUUCCCCGGGAGUUUUUUCAUACCGUCUAACUAUAGGUUGAGAUUUGUGCCGUCGCAUUUCGGAGGGCUUCUUCCGGCAUACUUUGACGAAAGCGGAUUCGGCACCACCAUAGUGCACAACUAUUUCAACAACAUGAACCAGCCUAAUAGGCACAUGUUGUUUGAGCUUUCCCGGUGCGAUUACUUGAUAGACUUUGAUAAUGGUGGAAAGUAUGUAGAAGGUGAUAGUGAGCCAAACUAUUCCAAAGAUAGCGGAACGUGGACGAUAGUGAAGAGUGUACCGUUCUUAGAUGCAUCAGCUUCGCAUAGCUUGUAUAGGGCAUUUUAUGUGCCAUACGUCGGAGAACGAUAUGUUAAAUUCGGUAGUUAUAAUCUAUUAGAACGGAAAAAAUAGAUGAAACGAGGGACUUUCAACAUAA